Pararge aegeria (speckled wood butterfly) is the source of this 1740-nucleotide messenger RNA. RefSeq names its product tRNA pseudouridine(38/39) synthase. Gene Ontology annotation, molecular function: RNA binding; pseudouridine synthase activity. Gene Ontology annotation, biological process: mRNA pseudouridine synthesis; tRNA pseudouridine synthesis. The record is from RefSeq and is a predicted model, not a curated record. Gene Ontology annotation, cellular component: cytoplasm; nucleus. The transcript is spliced from 9 exons. NCBI's taxonomy places the organism in Eukaryota, Metazoa, Arthropoda, Insecta, Lepidoptera, Nymphalidae. The coding region runs from base 333 to 1676 and encodes 447 amino acids.
GUACACUCGAGUAAGGCUUACCUAAGUUACUGGUGCAAACGAUAUGUGCAUACUUAUUAUUUUCACAUCUUACUGACUGUUGCUUUCUACUUGCACGAGCUUUCUAUGCUGCUACGUCUCGUUCCGAAUCACAGUGACCAAUUGCAUGUUGUGAGUGAUCAAAUAGAGCUUUGUCACACACAUAGAGGAUUCGCAAAAAAGAAUCGAUUCAUCGAUAGGUUUUCAACCACCCUAUUGCAAUGUCGGAACACUAAUGUCAGUUUGUAAUUUGUUAUUUGUUGCAUGUUUACUAUAAAAAUAUUUAUUAGUGAAACCGAGCUCUUAUUAAAAUAAUGGCAGAAAAAAAUGGAAAAAUGCUGUUCAAACAAAGAAAAAUAAAAGGACUAAAGAGGGAAGAACUGUUAGCUAUGGACAAAAACGACUUAGUAGAAAAGAUAAUACAAUUAGAAGCUCACAAUGAACAGUUGAAAAACAUUAUAAAUAAAGGUUUAGGAGAGAAUAAUAGUGCCAAAGAACCGAGUGUGGCUGACAGAAAGUUUGAUUUUAAUAAAUGUCACUACCGUCGAAUACUCCUGCGAAUCCUUUAUUUUGGAUGGAACUACCAAGGUCUGGCAGUACAGGAAGACUCAACUCAGACUAUAGAGCACCAUCUCUUUCACGCAUUAAAAAAAACAUGUUUAAUAGAAAGUAGAGAAACGUCUCAAUAUCAUAGAUGUGGGAGGACUGAUAAAGGAGUCAGCGCUUAUGGACAGGUGAUAUCAAUAACGGUACGAAGCAAACAUGCGCUAUCUGAGCAAAACCGCACUAGCUCCAUAUCCUCAGAGUUGCCUUACUGCAAAGUCUUGAACAGACUGCUGCCGAAAGAAAUCCGCGCGGUCGCCUGGAUGCCGAUAACUGAUGAAAGUCCAGAAUUUAGUGCAAGAUUCGAUUGCAAGAAACGUCUAUACAAAUACUACUUUCCAAAAUCCUCCCUCGAUAUCAACGCAAUGAGGGACGCGUGUCGUUACCUGAUUGGCUCGCACGACUUCCGCCAUUUUUGCAAAAUGGACGUCGGGAACAACGUCACGGAGUUCCGCCGGCAAAUAUUGGAGGCGGAUGUCGGCGCUUUGGACGAAAAGGAUUCUGAUAAUGCCACAUCGAUGUAUAUGCUGAUGAUAGCAGGAAACGCUUUCCUCUGGCAUCAAAUCAGGUGUAUAAUGGGAUUGCUGUUAUUAAUUGGGCAAGGAAGAGAAUCGCCAACUGUUAUUAAGGAGUUGCUAGAUGUGGAGACUAAUCCAAGAAAACCUCAGUACACCAUGGCGCUUGACGUUCCCCUUAACUUAUUCCACUGUACUUACGAUGUGGACAAAGAUUGGGUUUAUGAUGAAGAGGAACUGAGAACUGUUAUUGCUCAUUUACAGAGUGAUUGGACGAUGCAUAGUGUGAAAACAUCCAUGAUAAAAGAUUGCAUGUUAAAUUUAGAAGCGAUUCUCGAUAGCUUACCAAAAGGGAAAGAGAUGGCAGAUAGCAAAGAGAAUGUAUCAGAAAGAGACAGAGUGAUGGCUCACACGACCUGUUUGUUACAAGGCGUCACACCAAGAAAUUAUACUCCAUUGUUGAAACGGGUCACAUGUUCUACAUUAGAUGAAAGGAUAGAAUACUAUAGGAAGAAAAGAAAAAUUGCCAUCGUUGAAUAAAUUUACACAAUCUAUUGCCGUACUGUUAAGUAUGAACACUUUUCUAAAUAAAUAACUUAAUAAA